Molecule: messenger RNA, 1398 nt
Organism: Insectozyma verbasci
Lineage: Eukaryota; Fungi; Ascomycota; Pichiomycetes; Serinales; Debaryomycetaceae
Source: the annotation of a GenBank genome assembly
AUGAAAUCAAAUAAUCAAUUAUGGAAACUAGACUUAUUAGAGUCCAAAUUUGAAAAAGCAACUCCUAGAUUCAAUCAUACAAAGAAAUUACUAUUGUCAAUUUCUACAAAUUCAACUAAUUUAGUUAAAAAAUUACCUAAAGAUGAACACGAGGUCAAAGGUCAAAUUAAAGAAUUGAAGAAAAUUGCAUUUGAACAUAAAUAUCACUCAGGUUAUAACAAAUUGGAAAAGGAAAUAAAUAGAAUACUUAAACAAAAACCAACAGAGUUAUUAAAAAAUGAAGCUAUAUUGAACAAUUUCAUAAUUUCAAAGAUUCUUAAAUGUAUACAAAAUUCAAUAUUAAAUUCAAAAGAACUAAAAUUGGACCCUCCAAAUUAUAUAAAUGAAGAAAUAAGAUCAAUUAUAUUAGAUAAAUCAAACGAUUCAAAUCCUACUGGGUUUUUCAAAAAGUAUUGUCAAAAUGACAAGAUUGCAAAUAAUCAAAUUUCAAAUUUAUCAAAUAAUAAAAAUGUAAAGAAAAUAAUGGAUGAAAUAGAAUGGAGCUUCAAAAUGGUUAGGGGUAAUUUGACUAAGCAGGAGAAGAAGGAUAAAAAGAAAGCUACUGGUGGAGAAUUUAUAAGUGGUGAUGAACCAGAAGAAGAGGAUGACGAUGAAAGUAAUGAGUUAAGUGAGGAGGAAGAAGACGAAGAGCAAGAAGUAGAAGAUGAUGCUGAUGAGGAUAUUUAUUUGGAGAAGGCUUAUGACAAUUUUGCAGUUUAUGAAAAUGAUGAAAAAGAAGAAGGGGAAGAGGAGAAUUUUGAACUUGAUCCAAAUAUAAAUUAUGAUGAAAUAACAGAAGAAGAACCAUCAGAAGAGGAAGAUUUAAAAGAUGAUGAAAGUGAGGAUGGAGAAGUAGAGUCAGAAGUUGAUGAUUUCUUUGAAGAAGAACCAUCACUCAAAAAAUCAAAGAAAUCAAAAGAAGAAGAAGCUUAUAAUUUACCUGAAUUAGCAACUGGGUAUUGUUCAGGUGGAUCUGACGAUGAAGGUGAUAUUGAUAAUGAUAAGAUAAUAAAAGAACUAACAUCACAACGUAAGAAUCGAAGAGGUCAAAGAGCAAGACAGAAAAUUUGGGAAAAGAAAUAUGGUAAAAAUGCAAAACAUGUCACACAAGAAAGAGAAAGAAUAGCUAAUGAAAGAGAAAAACGUAGAUUAGAAUUUGAAGAAAGAGAAAGAAAAAGACAAUUAAAAGCACAAUUACAAAAACCAACGGGUGCAAAUAACGAACCAAUAGGUGAAAGAAAAGAAAACAAGGAAACGAAACCAAGAGAGGAUAAGAUUCAUCCAUCAUGGGAAGCUAAAAAGCAAGCAGAAGCAAAAUUAAAAACAAGUUUUCAAGGUAAAAAAGUUGUAUUUGAUUAA